Messenger RNA from Pieris brassicae (large cabbage white), 2141 nucleotides. RefSeq names its product heat shock protein 68-like. Lineage: Eukaryota; Metazoa; Arthropoda; Insecta; Lepidoptera; Pieridae. Gene Ontology annotation, cellular component: cytoplasm. The transcript has 4 exons. Gene Ontology annotation, molecular function: misfolded protein binding; ATP hydrolysis activity; heat shock protein binding. Gene Ontology annotation, biological process: cellular response to unfolded protein; protein refolding. Bases 172 to 1902 code for a protein of 576 amino acids. The record is from RefSeq and is a predicted model, not a curated record.
CUUAAGCUGGCAACCCAUUUCUAGUAUAUUCGCCUGAUACAGGUUCCUGAUUGGUCGAUUCGGUUCUAGAAAUCUCUGCAUUUCAUUCGUAGUAUAUAAGAGCGCGCUAAACUUGACAACGGCUUCAAUGUUGUAGAUUCGUUUUUCGAAGCGGUACUUUAUAGUAGGAAAAUGGUGGCAGUAGGUAUUGACUUAGGAACUACGUAUUCGUGUGUGGCAGUGUGGCAAAAUAACAAUGUAAAAGUGAUUGUGAAUGAACAAGGCAAUCGAACAACACCAUCAUUCGUUGCGUUCACACACCGCGAGCGUGUCAUCGGCCAAGCAGCGAAAAACCAGGCCGCUUUCAAUCCAAAAAACACAGUUUUCGCCGCUAAACGCCUCAUCGGACGUAGAUACGAUGAUGUGGGUCUCCAAAUGGAUCUACGGCUCUACCCCUUCAAAGUGAUCAACGAAAAUGAUGCUCAACGGCAGGCUACUAGAUUGGCUGGGAGUAUUGCUGGCUUAGAAGUUAUUAGAAUUAUUAAUGAACCGACCGCCGCCGCGCUCGCGUUUGGUUAUGAUAAGAAAUUUAGUGGUGAACGAAAUGUUUUAAUUUACGAUUUAGGCGGUGGCACUUUUGACGUUUCUAUUUUAACGAUAAGUGAUUCUGUGUAUGAAGUCAAGGCGACUGCUGGAAAUUCGCGGCUCGGUGGUGAAGACUUUGAUAAUAGAUUAGUGGCGUAUUUCGCCGAGGACUUCAAAAAUCGCUACGGCAAAGAGGUGCUUAGACACGGCAAGUGCUUGAAACGUUUAAAAUCUGCGGCUGAGAAAGUCAAAUUAAGCUUGACCUCAGCAGCUGAGGCUACAGUGCACAUAGAAUCUUUAUACGACCGCAUUGAUUACCAUAAUCGCAUUUCAAGAGUAUUAUUUGAAGACCUAUGCUCCGAUCUCUUUGAAGAUACAAUCAAACCAAUAGAUAAAGCCCUUAAAGAUGCUCGCAUGUUAAAAAGGCACAUCCAUAACAUUGUAUUAGUUGGAGGAAGUACUCGAAUACCAAAGAUAAAAGAUCUCUUGAAGGAGUUUUUCAAUAAAGACCUAACUAGUUCUAUUAACCCAGAAGAGGCGAUCGCCUGCGGUGCAGCCAUUCAAGCAGCAAUCCUGUCUGGAGAUAUAAAUGAAAUAAAUAACUUGCUUCUAGUCGAUGUUGUGCCAUUAUCUUUAGGUGUUGAAACAGCUAGGGGUAUGAUGUUCAAAGUAAUAGAACGUAACACGCCAAUACCAUGCCGUAAAGUCAAAGAAAUCACCACUUUGGAGGACUACCAGAAUUGUAUGACAAUAGAAGUAUUCGAGGGCGAAAGAACACUGACAAAAGACAAUAUUUUAUUAGGUGUUUUUGAACUGAACGAUAUUCCGCCAGCACCGAGGGGAGUUGCCAAAAUCGAUGUAAUUUUCGAUAUAGAUGCAAAUGGCAUUUUAAAAGUUUCAGCACGUGAUAAACGCACAGGCAAUUGUGAGACUAUCACGAUAGAAAAUACGCAUCGUUUAAGUAAUAAUGACGUAAGCAGAAUGAUCGCUGAUGCUGAGAAGUUUCGAGAAGAAGAUAUCGAGAAUAGAAAAAGAUUGGAGGUCAGAAAUCAGUUGGAGACUUAUAUUUAUGGGGUAAAGCAGACAGUGGUCGAUAGCUUGGAGAGUCUGAGUAGCGACGAGUGUGCAUUUUUGAUUGGGGAAUGCAAAGACGCUAUCGCCUGGGUAGAAGAGAACAUGGACUGUCUUCGGGAGGAGUAUGAGAGAAAGAUGUCGGAAUUGCUACGUCGUUGGUCUGCUACCAUAAGUAAAUUGAAUAAGAGAUGGAGGCAUCGUGCUAAAAGACAAAGAAGUGAGAACAUAGAAAACGAAGCAACAACAAUUACGGAGGUUGAUUAGGUUUAGGAAAAUUGUAUGAUGGAAAAUGCGCAUUAUAAUAAGAAUUUAAAUUUUACAUUAGUUCUAGAAUUUCAGAUCACCAAUUUUCUACAAGGUUUAAUCAAGGACUAAAUUCACCCCAUAAUCCCAUAUUGGUCAUGGGACAUCUAGAACAGUUUGAAAAAUAACUUUAGUACUUUUACAUGACACUACCUCAAUUUGUAAUUAAACUAAUUAAGUUAAAUAUAGAAAGGAAUGUA